AUGAUGUUUGCCAUGGUUGAAUGUCUAGAAUUGAAGAACAUUGAAAGAGUCAAUAAGAUGAAUAUGAAGGAACAUGUGGAUCGUUUACUGGUUGUAUCAACAUAUACCAAAACAGUGCUUAUACUCGUUGCAGUACAAAUAUCAUUAACAUUUGUGAUCAUAAUGCUCACAUCAUUACUUAGGGAAAAUGUUCAAAACAACUGGCAAUUGAUAUCGCCCAUUAUUGCUGGUUUAUUCCUUUUGAUCGCAAUUGUGAUAGCAAUAUUGGUUGCUUUCGCGAAGAAGAUAAAUGAGAAUUAUCCACUGAAUGUCGCGCUUGCAGUUGUUUUC
This is a messenger RNA of Schistosoma spindalis, 330 nucleotides long. NCBI's taxonomy places the organism in Eukaryota, Metazoa, Platyhelminthes, Trematoda, Strigeidida, Schistosomatidae. The record is from the annotation of a GenBank genome assembly.